CCACAUGGACAGGCGGCCAUUUCAGUUCACCAGUUCACGUGUGUAAUGCAGAGCUCAUGUUUUUGAAAGGAUCAGUGCCUAAAUAUGACUGAGACACUCAAAUAUCAUGUCUAUCGCAUCGGGCCAAAGUAAUGUUGUCCCUUCAUCGUCAGCCAGCUUGGAGACUCCAUGAGAUCCAGGAGAUGGCAAAGGUGGAGUUAGUGGGGCAAAGGGUACAUGGCUUCUUGGGCUGCGUCAGAGAAAAUGAACCGUCAAGAUAGAGCUACUCUGCUAAGGAUACUGCUUCCGUAGGAGAUCUGAGUCCGGCGCCAUGACUCAACUGGAAGAAUUCUCACACCCAGAAAUCAUUACCGCCACGAGGAAUUUCUCGGAGGACCUGAUCAUCGGCCGGAGCAAAAAGCAAUGGCUGUACAAAGCUUCCAUUCCCAAAUUCUGCCAGGGCUUCGUCGUCGUCAAGAGGUUCUUGGAGUCGAAGCGCACGAAUUUACAUGCGAUGGUGGAAGAGGUGAAGAUCCACCGCAGCAUGGAAGAUCGUCCGAGUCCUUACAUACUGAAGCUCCUCGGUUACUGCGCCGAAGACAAGGACCCUCUGCUAAUAUACGAGUACGAAUCGCCGGGCGACAAGACCUUGGCGCAGUGCCUGCAGCAGGAUACGCUGGAAUGGAGCAGCAGGCUCAAAAUCGCAACCAACAUCGCCUCAGCGAUCGAAACCCUACACGGAGCGGACGACAGAUUCGCCAAUGUGUCGGUCUACCUUCGAAAUUUGCAGUCGGAUGAUAUCCUCCUCGACAGGAUGAAGAAGCCCAAAAUCGCGGAUUUUAGCAGCGGCAUCGUCAUGCCGACCUCCGCCAACUGCAAGAAUUACAGCAGCACCAUCAGGCCGGGCCUCGCCAUCGGCCCCACCGUGUACAUCGAUCCUUACUACAUGAAGACGGGCCAACUUUCGGAGAAGACGGACGUGUACAGCUUCGGUGUGAUGCUCAUGGAGCUCGUCACUAGCAUGAUCGCCAGCGACACCUUCCCAUCGACCGCCUUCGGCUCACACAAGAAUCUGGUAAGUCUCAUCACGGAGACGGUCCACCUCGGAACGUUGUUCGAGCACGACAUCGUGGAUCCUUCUUUCGACUCUUCUCAAUCGUGCCGUGACAGCAUUUUAGCUGUCGCCAAUCUCGCUACCAAGUGCUGCGCUUCCAAUCCCCGCAGCAGACCUUCCAUAAGUGCUGUCCGGAGAGAGCUGGAGGUGAUCAUGAUGAACUACUUCCAGUUGCCUCUGACUACAAUUUUGAACGGCAACAAGCCCCAGCAUCCUCACAAGGGCUUGAAUUCCCAGCAGCUCUAUGACAUGAUGACGCAGCGCUAUAAGAUUAUGUCCUCAAUUAGCAACUUCUCCAUCUGACAGUUGCCAGUAUUCCUCUGAGUCGGACCACAAAACCCGGUGCGGAAACUUUACUCUUGAUUCGGAUGAUACGUCCUAACCAGUUUCGAAGAUUUUGGGGACUUUGUUUGUUGAUGGUGGAAUAAUCACCUUCUUCUACCAAUUUACAGCAUAUUAGAUUUGAUUUGGCUAAAUUUCUGCCUUCCCAUCCUAUACGGCCUACGAAUUUUUCGAUUCAUCAUGUUUAGAGUUCCCUGUCUCAUGUAAAUCUGAAAAAAUCUCGCAGCGAGACUACCCAAUUUGUUUGAUUGCGUGUUGACGCAAGUUUCCAUCUACCUUCGGAGUGGACACCUGCCCAUGAUAUAUCAAUUGCGUUACCCAGCUUUGAAAGCAAUUUAGUAACCACAUCCGCUUGCGUAGCACGCGGAUGUGGUUCCAAAUUUUUUUUGGAGAAUUCUCUCAAUCCCUUAACAUUGACAGUUACGGUCUUGAACACUUAAUGUCAUUUCACCUGACUGCGGGGUAACGAAAAUUAGAGCAAGUAUUCUCAAGAAUGAGAAUACAAGUUCAAAAAAGUUACCAUGUUUCUGUUAUUAGAGCGACCUGUACCUGCUCAGAUGUGGACGACAAAUUUUCGGGGUACAACGAACUCUCUUACAGGGGCAAAGCGAUCCUGAUCUAAUGUGUUAAUAAUAGGACGAGGAGUCGCUACUACAUCAACCCAAAGGUGAAGCGCUGAGGUUUGUUCCCGGAGUCCUCCAGCCGGCAUUCAACUUGAACACACUAAUAUUUCAAAUCUGACACUUCAGGAGUACUCAGACGCGGAGCAGUAGAACAUAUCCAGCACACUGGAAGAAAG
Molecule: messenger RNA, 2234 nt
Organism: Marchantia polymorpha subsp. ruderalis
Lineage: Eukaryota; Viridiplantae; Streptophyta; Marchantiopsida; Marchantiales; Marchantiaceae
Source: the annotation of a GenBank genome assembly